AGAAUGUUAAAUGCAAAUGUGGGAGAAUUAUGGACAAGAACAUAUGCAAGGAAAAAAAAGAUGAGGCUGCAAGACCUGAAGGAGAUGGAGGAGUGUUUGUUUGCGGAACGGCCAAGUUAAUGGUAACCGAUGAUUUGCAGGUAGAGCCCAUAUCUCCAGCUAAUAUUGUGACACUGUUGCACAAACUUGGGGUCAAAGAUAUGAGUUCCCUCCAAGAGACCACACUGAGUAUUGGCUUAGAGGAGAUUUUGAAUCUGCUCAAGGGAUCGUUAUUAUCCAAGACACCUCUGACAGAUGUGUUUCUUAAAAAGCAAGCAUUUGCAUCUGAUGAAGGUUUAAAAUAUGAGAUAGGAGAUGAAGUGCAGUCUAAGAGUAGAAGAUCUCCACUAGAUAUGACUAUGAAGAUAACGAUGAGCAAGUCAAUGAACAAAGCAUUAUAUGCUGAAGCUGGGGAAGAUAUGGUUAAUUUUCUCCUCAGCUUCCUUUCCUUGCCCCUUGGUUCCAUUUUACAGCUCUUGGAUGGGAAUUCAUCACUGGGAUCCAUGGACAACUUGUACAAGAGCGCGGAAUGUUCAAAAGUUAUGAAGGAUGAUAGUCUAAGGAACCUGCUUCUGCAUCCCGGGCUCACUAGUGCUUCCUACGUACAACCCACUACAAGUAAAUGA
Messenger RNA from Telopea speciosissima, 665 nucleotides. RefSeq lists its product as uncharacterized. The record is from RefSeq and is a predicted model, not a curated record. Bases 30 to 665 code for a protein of 211 amino acids. The transcript is spliced from 2 exons. NCBI's taxonomy places the organism in Eukaryota, Viridiplantae, Streptophyta, Magnoliopsida, Proteales, Proteaceae.